AUGACUUGUGUUUUAUCCGUGACAUCUAUUCAUACAUUUAGUACAGAUAAUGUGGAAAUAGACAGAGAGUGUUGUGAGACAAUAUGCUUUGAUAGAUUAAGUGCUCAAAAUGAACAUUUAAGUCCAACCAUGUGUUGCAAAUGCUUAAAUAAAUACCAAACAGACGACAAAAAUGGUCGAUCGAUAUUCUACCGCAGUGAAAUAUCAAAUGAACGUCUACAAGCAGUUGAGUAUCAAAAUUAUAAAAAAACAUGUUUUGAAGAUUGGCGGAAUAAUUUUUUUCAAAGGAAUCGGAAAAAUAAAACACCAGUAACUUCCUCAGAUCAAACGCAUUCCAAACACGUGGUUGAAGACUGCAAUAAAACGGGCCCUGAAACAACAAGUUUGAAUGCCAGUCCCAAGCAUGGAAUCAAAAGAAAAUUUGAACUUACUACAUCAGAAGAAGAGUAUGUAUCACCUAAACGAGUUUCACCAUAUUAUAAUACACAAAAGGAACGGAAAGACGACCGGAAAAAGAUUCUGAAAAUGUCAAUAAAGAAGCUGAAAGACUUAGACGAUCCAGAGACUUUCCUAAGAAGAACAGUGCUUGUUAAUAACACAAUGAAGCGCUUGCAAGUAGACUUACAAGAAGAGCAUGAACAAACAAAGGGUUUUAAAAGUUUAAGACGAUACGGUGUACCGGGAAACAUGUGCAAGUCAGACCUUUAUUUUAUUUGAUGAUCCUUUCCUUAGUGGUGUUAAUGAGAAAAUAACAGACGAUAUGACCGACACACUCAUUAGUAAUGUUUUUUGAAAAUGAAAGUGACGAAAGAACAAAUGAGCUAGCUGAAUGUGAAAGUUCAGAAAUUGUGAAUGAAACUAAGUGUGCUGAUACAAGUACACAACUCGCUGUGGAUUCACGAUUAGACCAUUCCUCAGGUGUUUCUGGAGAACGUUUAGAUAUGUUUUGCAAGAAUGACCGUGUUGAACAAACUGAUUAUCAAUUAUCCUAGCGUAGGAGGA
Messenger RNA from Ruditapes philippinarum (Manila clam), 1002 nucleotides. RefSeq lists its product as uncharacterized. The transcript has 2 exons. Gene Ontology annotation, cellular component: nucleus. The record is from RefSeq and is a predicted model, not a curated record. NCBI's taxonomy places the organism in Eukaryota, Metazoa, Mollusca, Bivalvia, Venerida, Veneridae. Bases 1 to 717 code for a protein of 238 amino acids.